CUGGAAACGGCAAUUUUCCCCACUGGGAGCUGCACACUAGCAGUGUCGUGCCCGCGUUUCGGAGGGACAUUGUAGCGGAGGAGGGGUUCUCGGAGGUCUGGCCUGCACCAGAAUUGUUGAUUUCAUUUGCCGGUGCCGACAAACUCUCUGACGUUAUUUCUUCCGUCUUUCUGUUGCUUCACUUGAUAUACUUCUUUACAACGAUCAAUCGGAUUCACUGAGAAAGAAUAGAACAGAAAAAACAAGAUGGCUGCUUCACAAACUCUGGCAAUGUUCUCGUUGGAGGGGCAGACUGCUCUUGUCACAGGUGGAACGAGGGGUAUUGGACAAGCUGCAGCUGUUGCUCUGGCUGAGUGCGGUGCAGAUGUCAUUUUGAUACAGCGCGACCGAUCAAACACUGCUACGCAACAAGCAAUUGAAGCCCUAGGACGAAAGGCUACUAUCUACACAGCAGAUCUCUCCUCGCAAGCUGACGUCAAGGCACUCACGCCUGCAAUCUUGAAGGAUGGGCAUAAGAUCCGGAUCCUGGUGAACUGUGCUGGUAUCCAGCGGAGACAUCCAUGUGCUGAGUUUCCGGACAACGAUUGGAAUGAGGUCAUCCAAGUCAACCUCACCACAGUCUUCACCCUCUGCCGUGACAUUGGCGCACACAUGCUCUCCCUUGAGCCCUCUUCCACCGGCCGUCGAGGCAGUAUCAUCAACUUCGCAUCCCUCCUAACCUUCCAAGGUGGACUUACCGUCCCAGCAUACGCCGCAUCCAAAGGAGCUGUAGCACAACUCACCAAGUCCCUUGCCAAUGAAUGGUCCUCGAAAGGUGUCACGGUCAAUGCUAUUGCCCCGGGAUACAUCGCUACGGAGAUGAACACCGCGUUAUUGGCAGAUGCGAAUCGCUUGAAGAGUAUUAGUGAGAGAAUUCCGGCGGGUAGAUGGGGCGUACCAGAGGAUUUCAAGGGGAGCGUGGUUUAUUUGGCAAGUGGUGCUAGUAGUUAUGUGAGUGGACAUGUUUUGGUUGUUGAUGGUGGAUGGAUGGGAAGGUAGGGAGGGGGUUUGUUGUAGAUUUUCGGGGCAGUCGUAUGAUCUGCUAAGGACGUUUAAAGACUUCAUAUAAUAGCCGCUGAAAAGCAAUUGUGCUUCUGGCUGCCUACAAUUGAGUUCGCCUGGGCCAUUUCUGCCAAACUUGCUAUUUCGUUGC
Molecule: messenger RNA, 1192 nt
Organism: Cadophora gregata
Lineage: Eukaryota; Fungi; Ascomycota; Leotiomycetes; Helotiales; Ploettnerulaceae
Exons: 3
Coding region: 247-1038 (263 amino acids)
Molecular function (GO): oxidoreductase activity, acting on the CH-OH group of donors, NAD or NADP as acceptor
Source: RefSeq, a predicted model, not a curated record